AUGGCGGCCGAAGAACCAACCUACGAUCGCCUCGCCGAGCUCAUAGCAUUCGACGAGACGAAAGCCGGCGUCAAAGGCCUCGUCGACGCCGGAGUCACGGAGCUCCCUCGAAUCUUCCGCACCCCGCCCCACCUCGUCGACGACAGGCAGUCCGCUCCCGCCGCCGGCGACCCGGACUUCAUCUUCCCGAUCAUCGACCUCCACGGCGCGGCUACGGAUCCCGAGAAGCGAAACCAGAUCGUCGAGCAGGUCAGAGACGCGUCGGCGAAUUGGGGGUUUUUCGAAGUGGUCAACCACGGGAUCCCGACUGGCGUGGUGGAGGAGAUGAAGGCCGGAGUCCACAGGUUUCACGAGCUGGAGGUGGAGCAGAGGAAGCGAUUCUUCGGACGGGGAUCGGAGAAGAAGUUCGUCUAUAAUAGUAAUUUUGACCUCUUCAGCGGCGCGCCGGUGACGAAUUGGAGGGAUUCCACCAUUUAUCAGGCGGCGCCGGAGCCACCGGAGGAGAGCGAGUUGCCGGAAUGCUACAGGGGAAUUAUGGGUGAGUAUUCAGAGGAAGUGAUGAAGCUAGGCCAUCUCCUCUUUCAGUUGCUCUCAGAAGCUCUGGGUUUGGGCUCCAAUCAUCUGACAGAGAUGGAUUGUGGCAAAGGAUUAAUUGUUGCUGGACAUUACUUUCCACCUUUUCCCCAACCUGAGCUCGCAAUUGGGAUCAGCAACCACACCGAUUUCGACUUCAUCACCGUGGUGCUACAGGACCACGUCGGAGGGCUCCAGGUCCUCCGCCGCGACCAAUGGGUCGACGUGCCGCCGUUGCCGGAGGGUCUGGUGGUCAACAUCGGAGAUAUGCUCCAGGCAAGGUUUUUCUUAAACCACCAUUAUUCACUUCUUUGCUCUAACUAG
Linum tenue is the source of this 897-nucleotide messenger RNA. NCBI's taxonomy places the organism in Eukaryota, Viridiplantae, Streptophyta, Magnoliopsida, Malpighiales, Linaceae. The record is from the annotation of a GenBank genome assembly.